This is a messenger RNA of Anarrhichthys ocellatus (wolf-eel), 5422 nucleotides long. It is a transcript of the gene msl2a, whose product is annotated as MSL complex subunit 2a. Gene Ontology annotation, biological process: protein ubiquitination. Gene Ontology annotation, cellular component: MSL complex. The record is from RefSeq and is a predicted model, not a curated record. Gene Ontology annotation, molecular function: ubiquitin protein ligase activity. The transcript is spliced from 3 exons. The coding region runs from base 908 to 2764 and encodes 618 amino acids. NCBI's taxonomy places the organism in Eukaryota, Metazoa, Chordata, Actinopteri, Perciformes, Anarhichadidae.
UGUGGAGAGGGGUUCGAUGCGCGAGGAAAAGUGGAAAAUCGAAUGAUUGAUACAUUUUGCAAAGCGGCUAUUUAGCUAUGUUUCGGUCGCUGCUCGCCAAGUAUUAUAGUACAACGUAUCAGAAUCGUAGGGUUUCGAUUCACAGCUUGCAUUUCCCUCCGACGCGUGAGGCAUAAGGCGGACAUUGGGGGGCUUAAUGAUACGGUUUCAUUUUUCCGCUAGCUAAUUUUGGCAUGCCAUGCUAACGCAAACUGGUUAGCUUUGUUUACAUCAAGCGCGCGCCUGGGAUAUGUUAGCUCAUUGCUAACCCAAACAAAUGUAUGAGCUUAAGAGCAGCCUUUCGUUCACUUGGGUAUCGACAAUGAGACGGGGCUAGAUAGUAAAUGGGCUCUAUGGCUAACAUUGAGCAUCUCUCGUUUAAAUCGUUUGGCUGAUGUCGUAAGCUAACGGUAGCUGCGUAAUGCUAACCUUUUGAUUAUGGAUGGUCAUUUGAUCCACUGUUAGCUGUUAGACAGCAUUGGUGGGGAUGUGAGUAAUUAUAACCAAGGGUCUAAUUGGUCCUCAUCAAUAGGAACUUGAAUUGUGAUCUCGUUGGUGAAUAGUAGCUACCACGAACCGGUGAUGCUAGCUCUAGCUAACGUUAGCUGCUGCAGAGCUAGCUAGCGUUGUGCGCGUUUAUUGAGAACCGUUUCGGCAUAUUCGUUGUCUGUUAUUGUGUCUAUUAUAUAUUCAUGUGCCUGCACUGACACACUGGAGUGGCUGCUUGUUGCUCCACCAGGCCACCUUAUAUUUCCUCUAUAUACCCGGAGACCUGGCUAUCUUUUAGCUCCGUCGCAGUGAGUGGCUGGAUUUUUUUUUUUUCUUCUCCCGGGCCGUCUUUUCCCCGAGUCUGCGGAGUAACACUGCUAUGAACCCCGUCAAUGCAACCAAUCUGUACGUGUCCGCCAGCCGGGCCGUGCUGCAGUGUGACCCGCGGCAGCCUCACAGCUUCGCAGAGAUGUACAAGCUACUGCCCUUCUUCCGACAGUCCAUUGCAUGCCUUGUCUGUGGUAAACUGCUCCAGGAUCCCAUUUCCCCAACACAUGCAGAGUGUCAGCAUUACGUCUGCUUGGGCUGUAAAGGCCAGAAGAUGCAGAUAAGGCCGCCGUGCAGCCGCUGUAAGGAUUACUCCUGCUUCCAGGAGAACAAACAGCUCUCGUUGCUGGUGCAAUGUUACAGGAAGCUCUGUCUCUAUGUCACUCAUUCGCCGUUGCUGCAGUCGAUCAGCGGCCAUGUGGGAGGGUCUCCAGAGGUUAUGGCCCUGCUAGACGAGGUGCUAAUGUCACAUGAAGAUGAGAUAGAGACAGAAGACCCGAGCCUAGCACAGGAAAAUGUGAAUCCAUCUGCCCCAAAGUCCCUCACCCCCACAGAGGCACCACCUGCUCCUGCAGAGCUGUCGGCUAUACCCCAGAGCUCCUCCUCGGACCCUCCUCGUUCCAAUGGACCGCAGGAAUGCAACGGAGAGGUGCUGGAGGACCAUGAUCCUUCUUCUCCUGAGCUGGAAGUAUGCGAGCUGGUAGAGGAGCAGCCACAGGCAGACCUGUCUGUGUCCAGUACUGGCUGUGGUGGUCUGGAACUGAGUCUGACCACUGGACCUUUAGCCCCAACUCCAGGCACUGUGUGCUCACUCAGGGAUGGGGAAUCUGGCAGCAGGGAGCUGGAGGAGGGGGAGGUGUUGCUUCUCAGUGUGGAGGAGGUGUUACAGACUUUGGAUCCCCUUCAACCCGGUCGAGAUUCUCCUUAUACGCAGCCAGAACGUAUGCACACUCACACACACACAACCACGGACAGAGCACACGCUCCAAUGUACAUACAGCUAGACGCAGCUCACAAUUACACACAGAUUCAAACAGACAGGACUAACACAGUGGCAAGUCACGGUGCUCACAUACACACAUCUUCUUUCGAUCCUCCUCCGACCUCCAAGCCCCCGCCGGUCCGCCUUAAACGAAAACGUUCUCGUUCAGAGAGCGAUAGGGAGAAGGUGAAACCUCUCCCUAUCGCCUCCAUCCUACAGGGCCCCUCCUCACAUCUACACACUCCAAACCCUUCUCAGACACUGUACAUGCAACCACCUACACCCUCCUUAACUGUGCCGGCACACACAUACUCGUCCCUUCCUAACGGGGCGCCCCCCAAGCUCAGUCGGCCUGCGCAGAACCACAAUAAAGGUGCCAGAAAGCAUGUUGAUGCGGGCCCUAAGAAGCCCCAUGCGAAGGUACGCAGCGGCGGAGGCUCCAAGACCAAGGACGGCAGCAAAGACCAGCGGUUGAUGUCCGGCUGCCUCGUGCCGCCAGCGCCUGUUAGGCCUCCAUAUAAGAAGCCUGCGGAGAAGAAGGGCUGCAAGUGCGGCAGGGCUACCCAGAAUCCAUCUGUACUGACAUGCAGGGGCCAACGCUGUCCCUGCUAUUCAAACCGAAAGGCGUGCUUGGAUUGUAUCUGUCGAGGUUGCCAGAACUCCUACAUGGCCAACGGGGAGAAGAAGCUAGAGGCCUUCGCUGUGCCAGAGAAAGCCUUGGAGCAGACGCGGCUCACACUCGGCAUCAACCUCACCAGCAUCACCGCGGCCGCUGCACUCCGCAACCCGGCAACCACCAGCAUCCGCACUAACACCCUCCUCAAUGUCGCCACAGUGACUGGGACCCCCGUGACUGCAACCUUUCUGUCCCCCAGCCCCCCACAAGAGCCCAGCUAUGAGGACAGCCUGGAGCUGCUGAUUGGAUGAGAGGGCUGGGACUCCAUAGACAAGACAGCUCGAUGCUGAUUGAAUGUGACGGCUGAUCAUUGUAUCUGUCGAGACAACCUGUACCUCCCCAACACCCGAGGGGAGGCAAUAAGGCAGCUAUGGGUCUGUCCUGUUCUGUAAACUGCUCUCCUUCUGUGUUGGAAAAUGCUGAGUAGUAAGACUAGCAUGGGUGUGCCAAAGCCUCCUGUAUUGUGCCUGUGUGCCGGUGUGUAUUGUUGCCUGUCUGUAGUGAAACAGUUAUACUCGGUUCCAAGGCUGUUCUGUACUCCAGAGGUGCUUUUUCGUUCAUAGCACCCAGACAUACUAUUAGAGGCAAUAGGAACCCAUACCAGAGUUUGUGUUUGUCAGUGUGUGUGUGCGCACCAUUAUAGAUUUCAGAGUGCGCAUGUGUGACUUUUUUUUUUUUUGGUGCGUAAUAACAAAAACACGGCAUCAUCAUAUCUCGUCACCUGUCGCAGCAUUUUCCAUGUUUGAGUAUUACUCCGUGUGUAUUUUAAGGAAUGCAUCAUAGGUAUCAGGACGGCCCUUACUAAUCCUUAAUCCUCUGUGUUCACACCUUAAUUGUGAAUGAAUCUUGUGACUAAUCUAUGGAGAAGUUAUGUCCCACACAAGACUCUAUGCCUUUUCUAUCUCAUUAACUCACUCAAUCCGAGUACUGUUAGGCUGAUAACGAAUUUGUCUUAAUGAACUUGACUGAUGCAGGCAUUGUACAGGCAGCGAGAUAAUGUCAAAGCACUUGGCUGGCUCCACAGUUUCUGUGCAUGUAAGAGUGUGUGCGAGUGUGUGCGAGUGUGUGUAUGUGCCUGCUGAGAUUUACUGAAAUUCAGUGGGGAGUCGGAUGGUGGGUUGUAAGCACUUAGUCUGAUUGGCCAAAUCACAACAUAGCAAUAGUAGCACCAACAAGGAGCCUCCCAGCUCUCGUGCACACACGCAGUUGUUUACAGUAUUGCCAUUUAUACAGACUAUAACCGACUGUCUUCUAAAAUAUUACACCGUUAUGGUUUGAUUAUGGGAUUGUACAUGACUGUGUGUUUAGAUAAACUGAAGCCAUAGAUUGUCAUUAACAAGACAAAAUAUCCUCUGCGUGUGCAUUCCCCCCCCCCCCCCCCCCCCAGGUGUAGUGUCCCGACUGAUUAGAGACCAACUCAGAGACUAUUUUUGAUACCAAGUGUUUGAGAUUUGGUACCACUGUCUUUAUUUGUGUUUUAGUUAAAGCACCUUGAAGCCCUCCUAUAACUCGAGAGGCUGCGUAUUGUCCGUGUUUGUGUUUACUGUAACUACAACAUGUUUGUCAGUCCAGAUGUGGUGACCAAAAAGAGACUGAAGGAGAGAGUGGGAGGACUCAGGCUGACCAAACAAACACCUUGGUUCUCGACUCAGACCAGGAAGUAGCCGGUGGAUUACAGUAUGAUCAGCAAAUAUGAUCUACCUUCCUGCGUGUGUGUAUGUUUCAAGAUGUAUUUUUGUUUGGGCAUUACUUGAACCCUGAUUAGUUUUGGGUAUUUUUUUUUUUUUUUUAUGUACAAAAGCUCUUGUUUGAAGAGUGACCCUUAUUAUUGCUGAAACAUUCACUGCCAUAAUAUGGAAACAUGUAUUAAAUGAUAGUUUUUUACUUUUUCAGUAUUGUGUCUUUGUCUAGAGGACAUGUUUUGACUCAAGUUUUUUUUUUUGUGCAGACAGUGCACCACAUAUUCACCACAAGCUAGGAAGAAGCCCAAACAUGGAAAACAUAUUUUUCCUGAUAAGUGUUUCAUACUGUAAAUUGUCAUUUCCUGUUUAAUGAUGAAACAAACCUAAAAACAACAAACCAGUACAGGUUAGUCAUUUUACCUCGCCUACAUUACACUACCCUUAAACAUUCAGACCUAAUAAAGAGAUUUCUUCAUUAAAUCUGUAUAAUAAUUAGAAAAUAUAUAUCGAACUUAAAAGGAAUAGACCAUCUUUAUAGGUAUCCAUUGGAUAUAGAAGUGUGAAUGUGUCACAAAACACUUUAUACUGAGUCAGUGCUUCUCUGUGAGGCUGCAUCGUGAUCUGUCAUGCACACAUUCCUUCAAGACAUUGCACAAAGGAAAUUCAAAAGCACUGUAAGCCAAAAGGAAGCUUCACUUAUAAUACUGAACAUUUAAAAUCUUGUGGCAUUUUUUGAUACUUGUUUUUCAUAAAAAGAAGUGUCCUGUGUCCAGCAGCACUGUCAUUUCUUGUGGAUGACAACUCAAUCUAUUCUCAAUAGAAGUCAUUCACACAUGAGUACAACAUUUAAUCUGCAUCUAUUGUACUUGACCAAACGCCCAGUACUGUGAAUGCAGCAUGUAAUCCAUGUUUGCUCUGUCAUGCGGUGCUUUCUGUGUACUAGCCUUGAAAAAAACUGAAUUGAACUCCCGUGUCAGCUGGAGUAAAUACACUUCUUCCAGCUUCUCUUCUUCUGCAGCUCCGCUUCAUCAUAUUCUUACGCUCCCCGAAGAAGUCCUUUGCACCAGUCCAUUCUUCUUCUCCAAUCCUGUACCAGACAGCUGCUCAAAUGAUCAAGCCAACAUUUGAGUCACUUCUGUUGAUGUCUAUAUGAAGUCAUCCCAGUCCCGGACUUUUCUACCCGGGAAGGUUUUCUCACUUUAGCCCACGAGAAAGGCCCCAAAGUAG